UCGUCGACCACAUCAGGAUCACAAAAUCAUCAGCGAGGUGCAAAAAACACGUCAAUCUGGACCUUCCACUUGGUUGUUGGGAAGGAUAAAAAAAGACAAUCUCCGCAAACGAGCUCAAUCGUCAAUCUCGUGUCACACUCGCAUUGGCACUGACGCUCCCGAGUUGACUUGACAAGCCCAAAAUCGACACCCAAUUUUGUCAACGCUCUUUUUGCCGCACAAACUUGGUCGUACGCCCGACUGACAAGGCCGUGAGACCGGCUCUGCUAUCUUGUAUUACUACAUGCAGUAACUCUAGUUGCAUGAGCAAAAAAGGUCCGCUCGGUCCACCUUCGUCGGCUGCAAGUAAAAGCUCAGUCCACCGACGCGCCUCGACCCCACCACUGGUCCCACAUAAUACCACUCUAAUCAGAUUCAGUUGCUUGAGCUCCACCACUCCUACGGGUCGUCUCUUACCUGCUCCCAUUAAACUUGCAUGGUUUGGUGCUGCUCACUCGGCAGUGCGGUCAUCACCCACGUCACCAGGACUCCGCCAGGGCCAUCCUGGAAUUGAAUGAAUUGCUUUGCUCACUUGUAAGCUAAGGUACAAACAUUUACCUUCCCUGGGGCCGGCAAGCUUCCAGCAUCUUGAUCUUUUGUUAGAUCUUCUGUUUGGUCAUUCCCGCAAUUCCUAAUAUCGUCUCUCUUUUUGUUCGUGACUUUUUCUUUUUUUUUUUUUUUUUGUUUCCUUGUUUGGGAAUCCCGCCUCCACCAAUUUAUAAAGGUACCUAGGUAGGUACCUAAUUGGUGUGCAGGUAGUUUCGUCACAAGCAGCGCUUUGCUGUUUGGUGACGAAGUAGGGCGUUUGCAGGAAAUCCAAAAAAAAAAAAAGAAAAAGGCCUAAAGGACGCCCAACACCAAGGCUACGGUUUAGGGCUUGCUGACUGACGACGCCCUUUGCGCCACCGUCCUGACCCUUUACAACUCACAUACGAGCGACCGAACGAGCGAACGAACGAGUGAACGAACGAAGUACCAACUUCUGCGCAUGCCGUAAACACGGCUGAGAGCAGCAGCUCGCAGUGCUCUCACACUGCCAGAGAACAUCAUGCAACGGGUAUCCUCCUUGCUACCGACCUGGGAACGCACCAGGUCGGUUGACGGCAGGAAUAGGAGUAGCAGCAGUACUGGCGCUUCAUCUCCCAAAAAUAGCCAAAGCAGUAACUCGGGCGCCUUCGGAAGGGUCUUUGGCUGGGCUGAUAGAAUCACACCGUCUCGCAUCUCGGGUAGCACCGCUACACACUCAACUACACCACCGACGGCCGCGGCGGCAGCAACAACACAAGCUGUCGUGUCCAAGUAUGGAAAGGAGACUUAUUGGCCGAGUAGCCUCGAGAGGGAGUGCGAGAAGGCCGCCCUUAUAUUGAAGUCUUUCUGCACCGACGGAUUUCUUUCAUACGAGUCCGAUGCUGGCGCAGAACUGCCCAACCCGCCGCCAUUAACAAUCUCAAAAACGUCGAGUUCCUCAAGUCAAGUCCAGAUAAUGAAGAAAGUCCCACCAAGAAUCAUACAAAAAGCUGCUGGCCUGGCCAUUUUCUCAUGUAUGCGUUCGGGUCUAUGGAUGUCAGGGUCUGGAGGAUCCGGAAUCUUGAUUGCACGCAAGGCCGACGGAACCUGGUCACCUCCUUCGGGCAUCCUUCUCCACACGGCAGCUUUGGGCUUCGUCGUUGGCGUCGAUAUCUACGACUGCGUUCUGGUCAUCAACAGCUUCGCCGCCCUGGAGAUGUUCACCCGCUCCAAGGUCAUGCUGGGGGCCGAUCUGGGCCUUACCGUAGGCCCCGUCGUCCCAGUUGGCCUAUUGGAGAACGAUGCCAGAUGGAAGGAGCUCGACAAUAGUGUAUUAACCUAUUUGAAGGCUAGAGGCCAGCACCGUGCGGUGCAGCUCGACGGCUCCCUGGUGACCGAGCGAGGCAACGAGAACGAGAAGUUCUAUGGUGCCGGCGUCGAGAUCCCAGAUAUCCUGGCAGGAAACGUCAGGAGAGAGAUCCCCGAGAUCUCACCUCUCUUCGAGGCCAUCAAGGCUGCCGAAGGCCGUACCGACUACGACGUACGCAUCAUGCAGGCUUUGUCCCAGCAGCCAGCUCCUGGUGAUGCCACAAUUGAAACACCGGCAGGCACACCAAUAUCCCCUAUAAAGCCAAAUUUCGGUCUCCCUGACGUCGAUGACCCGGAUCCUUUCGGUAUAAUCGCCUUGGAAAUGGCCGGACUUGAGAUUCGAGAGGCUGGGGCCAACAACCGCCCAGCUAGCACAAACCUGGACUACUGCCCCAGUCCGGCUAGCCCGAUCUCCAACAAUUCCCAACGCCAGAGUACGGAUACCUUUGUGAGCCGCAGCAACAGGGGAAGCUACAUGUCGAGCAGGACUCAGGCUACGUCAAUGACGGAUGCCUUCACACAGACGGAUCUAGGAGAGUCAGCCAGGACAUCGCCUAGCCCCAGCAAUAUCGAUUCGAAGAAACACACCUCUCCAAAGCCACCCUCGGUGGCCGAGGAGCCAGAGGAGAUAGACUACACCAAGAUCGACAUGAGCCCUUUGGAAAGCUUUAGUUUCCGCUACGGUCAGCUCGCUGAGCAGUCUGCACCGACAACAGUCGAUCAGGCUGUGCAGCUGCCGAAGACCAAAAACUCUAUUGGUCCAGUAGAGGACGCCGCAUCAAUUAUGCUUCCCGAGGACGAGGAAGAGCGGGACGGCGACGCGGAUGACGAAGACGACGAGUCAGAUGAUGAUGAACCCAUCAUCUAUGAAGUGGCCACAACUGCCCAGCCGACUCGCGCCGUGAUAAUGGCGAGGCAGGCCGCCCAGGUUGUCUCGGCCAAGGGGGCUUUGGUCACCAUUCCCAAGCGCCAUGUACCUAGCUUGCCGGCGAGGAACCCCGCGCGAUCAUCACAUGCCAGCCAGAACGACAUUGAUGUCAACGUAGCUUACCCUCAGAGCCCAGCCCGAUCUUCAUUUGAUAGUACAGAGGCCAACCAAACACCAAAAUCAACAUUGAACCUCAGUACUCCUCCCAGGUCUUACAAACGAAACUCGUCCUCGGUGUACUUCCACACCCAGGUCGACCCAGCCACACCCAAAGCGUCUUGCAUGAACGACGCCAGCUCAGUUGACGAAGAGUUCUUGGGAGAGCCUCGCACGCCUCGGGCAGAUGAACAUGUCGAUCAAACAACAGACGGCUUUGGUCGCCACCACGAACUGAAGCUCACCCCUAAUCUCAACACUGCCACCAUUCAAGUAUUAUAGGUGCAGUGGAUGUCAACACCAUCGAAUAAUCAGCACACGAAUCACGGACCACAGCACCAAAAAGCUCAACUGCAACGACUGAAUAUGAUCUUUCUUUUCUGCUGUCUCUCCAUACACUUAUGUCAUGUAGGCGGUUAAAGGCGCCCCUUUCGCAUAUGAUUAGUCAACGCAAAGGGGAAUGGCUUGUUCCUUCUUUUUAUUCUUUUCCUUUUUCUUUUUCUUUCCUUGGUCACGCUUUCUCUUUUCCAGGCGUUCUUGGGCACUAUUGAUACCAAUAUUUGCGUCUGUUCCCCGACUGAUCGCAUGUCACACCUCGCGGUUUAUUUUUAGCUUCCUUUAACCGUAUUUCUUUUCCUUUUGGGCUUUGGGUACUGUGAAAAAAAAACUGGGAGGGGUUUCGAUUCAUUUUGGAAUACCGAGGAACCGGUACCUCGAGUGGCUUUGGACGAAAUACAUUUUUACCAUGCUCCCACCACGAACCGUUGGGACAUAGUUGAUACUGCAGCGUUAUUUUUAGUGUUUAGAAAGGUGCCUGCCUGUUCGGUCGAAUGGGCAUGGUUUGGGUCUGGGGACGAGGCGAGACUCCGGCGAAAGGCCGGGCCAAGGUUUUCUUGGAAUGCCCGACGAAACCAAACAGGCACAUAGGAUGAAGUUCCGUGCUCAUGUGUGCAGAUGAAUAGACAUACAUGGUUCUUGAUGAUUACAGCAGCA
Molecule: messenger RNA, 3991 nt
Organism: Pyricularia oryzae 70-15
Lineage: Eukaryota; Fungi; Ascomycota; Sordariomycetes; Magnaporthales; Pyriculariaceae
Exons: 3
Coding region: 1088-3280 (730 amino acids)
Molecular function (GO): phosphatidylinositol binding
Source: RefSeq, a predicted model, not a curated record